Messenger RNA from Thamnophis elegans (Western terrestrial garter snake), 1323 nucleotides. RefSeq names its product nudix hydrolase 9 (gene NUDT9). Gene Ontology annotation, cellular component: mitochondrion. Gene Ontology annotation, molecular function: ADP-ribose diphosphatase activity. The record is from RefSeq and is a predicted model, not a curated record. Lineage: Eukaryota; Metazoa; Chordata; Lepidosauria; Squamata; Natricidae.
CCCAUCUUCACACCACUGGUUCCACAGAGACUCAACGAAAAUGUCAGACUGUAAGGGGCCAAAAGAAAAUACUGCAUUGGAAAGCCAGGACGUCCCGUAUCCAGGAUCAAAAGUUGAACGCACACAAGUACCCAGAUGAUAAGGGACUGGUUAGAUCAACUGAAGGAACUACAGUCCUGUGGACUAUACGGCACCGAGUGUUUUUGUCGGGACCUAAUGGGCAGACCCAGGGAUGGAAGCCAAAAAGCUUUUCCCAAAGUUCAACGAGAAGGAUGGGCAAGUGGAAAGGAGAAGCCACGGUGGCUUAUAUAACGUGGAAAAUGGGAGGCCCAGGAAUCCUGUAGGCAGGACAGGAUGGGGACGAGGUCUGCUGGGGCGUUGGGGACCCAAUCAUGCUGCGGAUCCUCUAAUAACAAGAUGGAAGAGAGAGCAGGGGAAGAAAACAGCUCAGCCGGUAUCUGGUAAAACUCACAGGUUUAGUGCUAUCAAAAGAAAGGACUGCGGAGAAUGGGCCAUUCCAGGGGGACAUGUAGACCCAGGAGAGAGGUUAUCUGCUGCUCUAAAGCGAGAAUUUAGUGAAGAGGCCUACUCUUUGCAGAAAACUACGGCGGAGAAAGAAGAGAUGGAGGAACACCUGAAUAGGCUCUUCAGUCAGGAUCACUUUGUGGCUUAUAAAGGGUAUGUGGAUGAUCCCCGUAAUACUGAUGCUUGGAUGGAAACAGAAGCAGUAAACUAUCAUGAUGAAUCUGAGAAGCCAUGAAGAAAUUUACACCUGGAAGCAGGAGAUGACGCUGGGAAAGUGAAAUGGGUGGAUAUUAGUGAAAAACUUACACUGUAUGCCAGCCACUCUAACUUUGUCCAACUUGUAGCAGAGAAAAGAGGAGCUCACUGGAAGGAAGACUGACUUUGUUGACAGGAUGGGACUAACAAUCAAACCAUAAAUUAAAUCCUAUCAUUUCAGAUGGUAAUGUAGCAGGAGAAUGGGAAGAAAAUGCUUUUUAGGACAUUGUUGGGCGCAUGAAUUAAAGAUGCAAGAUUUCACACAUUUUCUGACAUUCUUGGGUUGAAAUAAUUGGAACUUAAAAAUGUUUAGUGUUGGCUACAUUGUGCCUUUUUAAUCAUGUAUUCUACUAAGUAUUGGAUUUAUCUGUUGUAUACCUGUUUGUACACAAAAUAAAUGACUAAUAUUGAGGUGUUUUGUGGUCCACCAGUAAUAUUGUUGAAAGAUACAGCUGCCAAAAAUCUCUGUAGUUGUCAGCUCAUUGAACAGCUUAAAUGUGUGUCUUUUGAGAAUAAAAACAUCUCUCUAAGUUACUGACUUGA